Molecule: messenger RNA, 1687 nt
Organism: Phodopus roborovskii (desert hamster)
Lineage: Eukaryota; Metazoa; Chordata; Mammalia; Rodentia; Cricetidae
Gene: Washc1
Product: WASH complex subunit 1
Exons: 10
Coding region: 6-1424 (472 amino acids)
Biological process (GO): endocytic recycling; exocytosis; Arp2/3 complex-mediated actin nucleation
Cellular component (GO): early endosome; recycling endosome; WASH complex
Molecular function (GO): alpha-tubulin binding; actin binding; gamma-tubulin binding
Source: RefSeq, a predicted model, not a curated record
GCAUCAUGACGCCCUUGAAGGGCCAGCACUCGGUGGUGGGCCAGCCAUACGCAGUGCCGCUUAUCCAGCCCGACCUGCGGCGAGAGGAGGCAAUCCAGCAGGUGGCAGAUGCCCUGCAGCAACUACAGAGCAUUUCUGGAGACAUCUUCAGCAGGAUCUCCCAGCGAGUAGAGCUGAGUCGGCGCCAGCUGCAGGCCAUUCGGGAGAGGGUCUCCUUGGCCCAGGCUAAGAUAGAGAAGAUCAAGGGCAGCAAGAAGGCCAUCAAGGUCUUCUCUAGUGCCAAGUACCCAGCGCCCGAGCGUCUGCAGGAGUAUGGCUCCAUCUUUACCGGUGCCCUCGACCCUGACCUGCAGAGAAGACCCCGGUACAGGAUCCAGAGCAAGCACCGCCCCCUGGAUGAGCGGGCCCUGCAGGAGAAGCUGAAGUACUUUCCGGUGUGUGUGAACACAAAGUCGGAGCCUGAGGAUGAAGCUGAGGAAGGACUUGGGGGUCUUCCCAGCAACAUCAGCUCCAUCAGCUCCCUGUUGCUCUUCAACACCACAGAAAAUUUGUACAAGAAGUAUGUUUUCCUGGACCCUCUGGCUGGCGCAGUAACAAAAACCCACACAAUGCUGGGCACAGAAGAGGAGAAGUUGUUUGAUGCCCCUCUGUCUAUCAGCAAGAGAGAGCAGCUGGAGCAGCAGGCUCCGGAAAACUACUUCUAUGUGCCAGACCUGGGUCAGGUCCCCGAGAUCGACGUGCCGUCCUACCUCCCCGACUUACCUGGCAUCGCGGAUGACCUCAUGUACAGUGCGGACUUGGGCCCUGGCAUCGCUCCCUCGGCUCCUGGCGCCAUUCCAGAACUGCCCACCUUCCACACGGAGGUGGCUGAACCCUUCCAGCCAGAACUGGAGGGUGGGGUGCUGCUGGCACCGCCGCCACCGCCGCCGCCACCGCCUCCCGCAGCUCCCACCGUGGUGGUCAGUACCCCACAACCGCCAUCGUUCCCUGAAGUGGCAACUGCACCUGGCCAGGUUGCCAGGGAGGAAGACCGGAGCAGCGGUGUGGCCCACUCAGCCUCUGUCCAAGGAGCUCCUAAGGAGGUGCUCGACCCCUCCAGUGGCCGGGCCACUCUGCUCGAGUCCAUCCGCCAAGCCGGGGGCAUUGGCAAGGCCAAGCUGCGCAGCGUCAAGGAGCGCAAGCUGGAGAAGAAGAAACAGAGGGAGCAGGAACAAGUGAGAGCCACCAGCCAAGGCGGGGACUUGAUGUCUGACCUCUUUAACAAGCUCGUCAUGAGGCGCAAAGGAAUUUCUGGAAAAGGACCCGGCGCCGGAACCAGUGAGGGGCCGGGGGGAGCCUUCACCCGGAUGUCAGACUGCAUUCCACCUCUGCCACCCCCACAGCAGCCCGCGGGAGACGAGGAUGACGACGACUGGGAGUCCUGAGUGUGCUCCACCUCGCGCAUUCGCGCAUUUGGCAGGGCAGCCCCCGAGGGGCUCCUCAGCCAGAUGGGGCCUUACAGGUCCUGUCGCCCGAGGAGGGGUUCGGGGUCUGUGCCAGCCUCUGUCCAUGGCUCUGUGGGGGCUCUGUGAGCCGUCUGCGGCUUCCCUGGACUGCUUUGCUCUACCCUCCCCUGAAGAGCAACAGCAACAGGAUAGAAUAAAGAAAGCAACCAGACCUGAGCCCAAGCCAGCAGUGCCCUUUUAGU